GAGGCGGUGGUGGAGGUGGGGGACAAGGUGGAGGUCAUGGGGAAGGUGGCGGGUAUGGAGGAGGAAGUGGUAGUGGGGGUGGGCAUGAAGGUGGCGGAGGAGGAGGAGGAUCGGGCGGAGGUAGUGGUGGUGGGGAACAAGGUGGAGGCCGUGGAGAAGGAGGAGGGUAUGGAGAAGGAAGUGGUAGUGGGGGUGGACAUGAUGGUGGUAGAGGUGGAGGAGGAGGAUCAGGAGGAGGAGGAGGAGGAGGAGGCGGUGGUGGUGGGCAAGGUGGAGGUGAAGGAGCAGGUACCGACCGUGGAGGAGGAAGUGGUAGUGCGGAUGGACAUUAUGGUGGAGGAGGUGGAGGAGGAAGAUCGGGCGGAGGUGGAGGUGGUGGUCGGGCACAUGAUGGAAGUUCAGGAAAAGGGAGUGGAUACAGAGGAGGAAGUGGUAGUCGGGGUGGACACAAUGGCGGCGGAGGAGGAUCAGGCGCAGGUGGUGGGUACGGAGGAGGUAAACAACACGGUGGUGGAAACCAUUCACCAUGAAAGGGUAGAAGAAAAGCGACGGCGACGGCGACGGCAUACGAGUUAUAUAUAUACUUAUAUAUCUUCCUACUUAGACCUACACGUACCCAUAGUAGAAUAUGAUUGAAUAACUCUUUGUACUAGGUAUAGUACGAGCUCCUUGAGAAGGAAAAGAGGAAGGUACUAAGAAGCUAAGCUAAGAAUGAAUUGAAGGUAGUGUUGCAUAAAUAUAACAGCAUUGCUUUCAAUAGUCAUAUACGAAGUAUGAUCGAUAUGAUGAACUACGUGUGUUAUUAUGGAUGCAUGCAUGCUACUUAUCAUUCGUGUAUUGAAAUACUAAGCAUAUAUUUGAACCUUGUUGUGAAUUUAUGAUCAUAAAUACUCAAUACAUCUAAAUUCUUAUGCAUA
Messenger RNA from Cuscuta epithymum, 917 nucleotides. NCBI's taxonomy places the organism in Eukaryota, Viridiplantae, Streptophyta, Magnoliopsida, Solanales, Convolvulaceae. The record is from the annotation of a GenBank genome assembly.